Messenger RNA from Syngnathoides biaculeatus (alligator pipefish), 2429 nucleotides. RefSeq names its product glucose-fructose oxidoreductase domain containing 2 (gene gfod2). Gene Ontology annotation, molecular function: nucleotide binding. The coding region runs from base 219 to 1364 and encodes 381 amino acids. The transcript has 4 exons. Lineage: Eukaryota; Metazoa; Chordata; Actinopteri; Syngnathiformes; Syngnathidae. The record is from RefSeq and is a predicted model, not a curated record.
GCUGAAGUUACCAUUAGCAACUGGGCAGCGCCCGGUCUGGCGGCGUUGGCUGGGUACUUGCCAAUGAUUUUGAUUGAGGAACUCGACUGCAAAAAAUACAUGUGACGAUCUGACUUCCCAACAUAGAGAGGAUACCAGCAGAUUGAUGAAUUAGCAGUCGGGAUGUACGUGAGCGCCACCAUGACUUUGACGUAAAAGCUGGACCGAGCGGCGCCGUCAUGCUGCCAGGAGUCGGCGUGUUCGGGACAGGAAGCACAGCCCGCGUGCUGGUCCCCAUGUUAAAAGCCGAGGGCUUUGAGGUCCAUGCGCUCUGGGGGAAGAGCGAAGAGGAAGCAUGCAGCCUGGCAAAGGAGCUCGGUAUCCAGUUUCAUACGAGUCGAUCUGAUGACGUCCUCCUCCACCAAGACGUUGACCUCGUCUGCAUCUACAUUCCACCCUCAAUGACACGCCAGAUUGCUGUCAAAGCACUAGGCAUAGGCAAGAAUGUUGUGUCUGAGAAAGCUGCGACUGCUGUGGAUUCUUUCCAGAUGGUGAACGCCGCCAGAUAUUACCCGCAGCUGCUCAGCAUUAUGGGUAGCACCCUCCGUUUCCUGCCCACUUUUGCGGCGAUGCGGCAGCUGCUGGUCGAGGGAUACGUGGGCGAGGUGCAGGUAUGCGACGUGCGCGUGUACGGCCCCAGCCUCCUGGACCAGUCGUACGGCUGGACCUGUGAGGACCUGAUGGGAGGCGGGGGCCUGCACACAGUCGGCUCGGCCAUCAUCGACCUUUUAAGUUACCUGACCGGGACGCGGGCCCAACGCGUUCACGGCCUGCUGCGCACCUUCGUACAACAAAAUGACACCAUCAGAGGCAUCCGACGGGUCACCAGCGACGACUUUUGUUUUUUCCAAAUGUUGAUGGGGCCGUGCUCGAGCGGCGUGUGCUGCACCGUGACCCUGAACUUCAACAUGCCGGGGUCUUUUUUACAUGAGGUGAUGGUAGUCGGAUCCGCGGGGAGAUUAGUGGCCAGGGGGACAGAACUGUACGGUCAGCGGAACAACAGCAAAAGCGAGGAGCUGUUGCUAGGCGAUGGCGACUGGGCUGGACCCGAUGCGAAAGACAUACCUUUGCCCCAUCUCCGAGGGCUGGGGGCCAUGGUCAAGGCCUUGAGACAGUCCUUCCAGGCUCACCAGGAGCGCAGGUUAUGGGCCCGCGGGCCGGUCGCCACGGCGCCCACCUUCGAGGACGGCUUGUACAUCCAGACGGUGGUGGAGGCCAUAAAGCGGUCCAGCUGUAGCGGGGAGUGGGAGUGUGUGGAGGUCAUGAGUAAAGAACCCGAUCCCAACCACAACCUGUGCGAAGCGCUGCAAAGAAAUAAGAACUAAUCAUCAAACACUACUUGGAAAAAGUUCGGGUUACUCAUCUUUUGGGUGAAAUUUCAAGUUGAACUAAAAACUUCACAGGUGAACGCAAUUUCAGCUUCUCUAAACUUUUGUAUGCUCUUGUUCAACUGUUCAAUGUAUCAGGACUUUUUUGAACUGUUCUAACACACCAAGCGACGCGGUUCUCCCGGAAUUGUUCAAAUUUGGAAAAAUUUGUUUCCAAGUUUUGAUGGGCACAAUCCACUGACCCUGAAAAAAGAAACUAACAAAAGACAACAAACGUGAAAACGUGCUUGUGCCCAACGGUGGCAGCAAACUAAACUGUCUUCACUCUGUUAAAAUAAAUGAACAGUCACCUCAGUGCAUCACUUAAAAUUAAAUAUAUUAUAUUGCGCAAAAGCGGCUUUAACAUUGCCUAGAAGUGUGACGAGUUCCCUCUUGUCUGAGCUUCAACCUACACAACAUGGAACUAAAACCUAGCAGUCAAACUAGCAACUUCACAUCACAAUGGACUGGGACAAAAUUCACAAACGGCUCGCAGUACCGUACGAGUACAUAGUUGACCUAGUAGUGUGCAGAAAUGUUACACAGUAGUGGAAAAAGCCUACUAAUGUGCUGAAUUGUCUUCGUAGUGAGGACAGAUACUGAACUCGUGAAUGGACCUGAAACUAGUUUCAAGGGCCCCAUACAUACUAGUAGCAUACUUGCUAAUUAUGUAAAAUAUCUUGGAAGGAGAAUGCCUUGAUCUUUUAUCCCUUGUCAACAUCUCUUUUUGUUUUCUUCCCCCUCCCUGCCCAGAUGGUCGUAUUCCUUUGUGAUUAAAGGACGUAUAACUAAACGUUUCCCAACAAGGAGAUAAAACUAGAGCUUCUUAUGACAGAACAACGACAACAGACUGAAACAUUGAUCAACUGGACAUGACACUCAAAAGUUUAGAAGGACUUCGCUGUUUAAACACGAGCAAGGCAGCACCACGCGGAUGUUGAGACAUCUGCGGACUCAACAUCCAAAUGAGGCGGCGGCCAUGGCGGCUAAAAAACAAGGCCGGGGAACCACCGUUGCCUCCGG